Messenger RNA from Fomitiporia mediterranea MF3/22, 198 nucleotides. RefSeq names its product 60S ribosomal protein L38. Gene Ontology annotation, cellular component: cytosolic large ribosomal subunit; ribosome. The annotation marks the transcript as partial. Gene Ontology annotation, biological process: translation; protein-RNA complex assembly. NCBI's taxonomy places the organism in Eukaryota, Fungi, Basidiomycota, Agaricomycetes, Hymenochaetales, Hymenochaetaceae. The record is from RefSeq and is a predicted model, not a curated record. Gene Ontology annotation, molecular function: structural constituent of ribosome. The transcript has 2 exons.
CCGAAGCAAAUCACCGAAAUCAAGCAAUUCAUCGAGUUCGCGCGGAUGAAGGAUGCCAGAGCGGUGCGCAUCAAGCGUAACGAAAAUGGGACGAAGCUCAAGCUGCGGCGCUCGAGAUUCUUGUACACACUUCACAUUAAAGAUGACGAGAAGGCCGACAAGCUGAAGCAGAGCCUACCUCCUGGUACGUGUUAUUAG